AUGGCUACCCCCAGAGGCCGUCUCCAAGGCAAGAAUGCCAUCAUCACCGGUGCCGCAGGCGGCAUCGGCCUCGAAACAAGCAUCCUGUUCGCGCGCGAAGGCGCCAACGUCCUAAUGGCCGACAUCUCGCUCCCCGCGCUCGAAAAGGCCCUUGCAAAGGUAAAGGAGCUUGUGCCGGGCGCCCCGCGCGUCGAAACAACCAAGUGCGAUGUCUCGAAGGAGUCCGAUGUGCAGGCUAUGGUUGAGGCCCAGGACUCGUGGGGCGGCACAGACGUCAUCUUCAACAACGCGGGCAUCAUGCACGCGGACGAUGCGGACGCCGUCGAUACGCCCGAGAAGAUCUGGGACCUCACGCACAAUAUCAAUGUCAAGGGCGUGUGGUUUGGAUGCAAGCAUGCGGUGCUGAGUAUGCGGAAGCAUAAGAAGGAGAGGGGCAGUAUUAUUAACACGGCGAGUGUGGUUGCGUUGGUGGGGAGUGCGACGCCGCAGUUGGCGUAUACGGCGUCGAAGGGGGCGGUUCUUGCGCUGACGAGGGAGUUGGCGAUUGUGCAUGCUCGGGAGGGGAUCAGGUUUAAUGCGUUGUGUCCGGCGCCGCUGAACACGCCUCUUCUGCAGGACUGGCUUGGUGAUGACCAGGCUAAGCGCCACCGCCGCGAGGUGCACUUCCCCAUGGGACGGUUUGGAGAGGCCAUUGAGCAGGCUCAUGCGGUCGUCUUCCUGGCUAGUGACGAGAGCAGCUUUGUCAAUGGAUCGGACUUUGUUGUUGAUGGUGGCAUGACCAGGGCCUACGUUACCCCCGAGGGUCCCGCCCCUGCGGCCCCCCAGAACCAGGCCCGUUAA
Molecule: messenger RNA, 840 nt
Organism: Aspergillus mulundensis
Lineage: Eukaryota; Fungi; Ascomycota; Eurotiomycetes; Eurotiales; Aspergillaceae
Product: putative short-chain dehydrogenase/reductase family protein
Exons: 4
Coding region: 1-840 (279 amino acids)
Molecular function (GO): oxidoreductase activity
Source: RefSeq, a predicted model, not a curated record